GGAAAAUUUGAGAAAUGGGGAUGAAGAGGAGUUGUGUAAUACAAUAUCCAUUCAUUGAUAUGUGAUUUCUGAUUUUUGGCGGUUGCCUUGAAGUCUUUGGAGGACAUGUCUGAUGAGAGUGAUGAUGAACUUAUAGUGUUACCCCCAUCACCUGGAGCUGUCCAGCCUUCUUCAUCAGCCAGUUUCCUCUCAGAAGCAUCAUCACAGAGGACAUCAUCCUCUAAUUUGACAUUUGGACGAUCACUUCAGAGCCUCUUCCGACAAAGAGAAGGAUCUUCAGGAUCUGGAAGCGAACCCCCUCUACCAUCCUUGAUUAUACCAGAAGCAAAUAUUUUGAUUCCAUAUGAGGGUGGAAAUAAUGGAAGAUUUCAUAAUGUGUUGAAUGUUGACACCAGUUCCCAUGGCAGUGAUGUGGUGGAUGUUGAUAACAGUUCCCACGGCAGUGAUGUUGUGGAAGUGCCAUCCGGAAGUGAAGACAAUUCAGAUGUUGUAGAAGUCGAAACAGAAUCAGAAAAUGAAGAAUCUGAUAAUGAAGUGCUACAGCCUGGUAGUCCUGCUGAUCAAGGGGACAAUAUACAACAAGCUGGACCAUCAUCUGGUCUGACAGAAAUAAGUGAACAUGUGGCUGAUUCGUCUUCUGGUCUGUCAGCCACAAGUGUUGCACCAGAAAGUACUGGUUCCAGUACCCCACGCCCUGGAUCUGUGAGAGCUUUGUCAACCAGCCAUGGCUCACCACGUGAUUUCCGGUCCCCGAAACGCAGAAGAGUAGACUCCAGUGAAACAGCGACUACAAGUGGAGCAGAUGUGGCAGGUUGUCUUGAUGAUGAUGACGAUGCAAAUACCUGUCCCAUCUGCUUUGAGGAGUGGACAACAUCAGGCUCGCACCGACUGGCUUCCCUCCGUUGUGGUCACCUGUUUGGACAUAGUUGUAUAGACAAAUGGUUGAGGGGUCAGGGUGGUAAAUGUCCCCAGUGUAAUGCCAAGGCCAAAAGACAGGACAUCCGACUGCUGUAUGCAAAGGCUAUUAAGGCAAUAGAUACAUCAGAACGUGACAGAGCACUGCAGGACCUGGAGAAGGAGAAAGAAGCACGACGACGAUGUGAGAUGGAGGCUGCACAGACACGUUUACAGUAUCAGCUGUCUGUAGAGGAAUGCAACAGACUCAAGGCAGAACUAGACAGGGUCACACAGACAGUACAGUCACUCAGAUCACAGGCUUCCAGUAGCAGUCUUUCUCUGACCCAGACAAGUCCCACAAGGCAGAUUAAGGCUAGGCUUAAUGGUCAGUUCAUGCUGGAGAAAACUAUCAAGAUUUGGGAGGCGGGCAACUGUCGUGUCAUGGACUACAGCUCCUCUCUAGCCACCUUGGUUGUAUCUCAGCCAUCAGCCAGUCCUCUAUUUCCAGGAUUUGGCAUUAAAAAGGUCAGUAUGAUGGACUUUAAGACCUGCCAGUACUUAACGCUCCACACCAAGGCCAUUCGUGAUGUUUGUUUUCAUCCCUUGGUGGACGAUGGCAUGCUGCUCAGUGCAUCGAUGGACAAAACCAUUAAAAUGACAAGUGUCAUCAGUAAUGCUGUUGUUCAGUCAUAUGAGACGCCACAGCCAGUCUGGAGUUGUGUGUGGAAUGCUGAUGACCAUAACUACUUCUAUUCUGGUCAGAGUAACGGAACUGUCCUGGAAUUUGAUAUCAGAAAUACUACUGAACAUCUGAAGGAACUAAACACUGAAGGUCACAGGUCACCAGUCGUGUCCCUAGAGUACAUCCCUAAGGAUCCACAGGCCAUGUUCAGACCUGGAGGUAUACUGGUUGGACAGUUGGCCCAGGUUAGCUUCUACGAGCGUAAAUCAGACGAUCAGUACCGGCUACAUAUGCUGCCCCUGGAUGGGACUUUAUCAAGUCUUUGUUUUGAGCCAACUACCAGAAACCUACUGGCAAGUUUCAAGCCCAAUUCAAAAUAUCCAACAACUCGACAUCAGAUGUGCGAGAUGUCAUCAACAGCUAUCAACACUGGUUUAGACACUGUGUGUACUUGUAAUGUGAUUCAAACAUUCCAUGGGGGACGUACCCAAGCAAUGCUGUCCAACUCCCUUCUCCUUCCCCACCCUGAGGAUAGCAGCCGACUCCUUGUAUGUGCCGGGGAGGAGGCCUCUUCUGCAAUGCAUGUCUGGGACUGUGGUACAAAUCAGAUGAGUCAGCGACUCCACACAGGUGGAGUAGUGGUGGACAUAUGUGCGAUACGCAGCAACCAAAAGGACUAUGUUGCUGCUCUGACAGAGAAACAGGUCAAAAUUCAUAAGUGGUCAUGAGUAGAUAUGUGUAUGUAAUGAAGUUCUGUAGAAUACUCUGGUCAGCAUGUGGAAUGGACUUGUACAAGGAAGACAUUUAGGAAAUCCAAGUGUAUGUGAAGAGAGUUUUUGAAAAUCCAGUCAGGGACAAAAAAAAAAUGGAUCAGAAUACUGAAGUAAAUGUGAGUUAGGGAAGCCUGAAUUAGUGUUAAAGAACUUCAUACCAGUACUGAAAUUUUAAGACUUCAAAAAAUUUCAGUCUUGUGUUAAUCAUGAACAAGUAUUUAGUGUCUGAACUAAAGAAACUGGUUCAAAAGGUUGAUUCAUGCAUCUGGACUUCAUGUGCAUUGAGUGUGAAGACUAAAAAAAAACUGUUUUUAUAUGCUUUAUGCUAGUAUGUCUUGAAUGUUUUGUGUAAGAGUAUGGGUGGUGUUGUGUGGGAUACAGAAAAUAAAAC
Messenger RNA from Ylistrum balloti, 2743 nucleotides. RefSeq names its product E3 ubiquitin-protein ligase RFWD3-like. NCBI's taxonomy places the organism in Eukaryota, Metazoa, Mollusca, Bivalvia, Pectinida, Pectinidae. Gene Ontology annotation, molecular function: protein binding; ubiquitin protein ligase activity. Gene Ontology annotation, cellular component: nucleus. The coding region runs from base 106 to 2307 and encodes 733 amino acids. Gene Ontology annotation, biological process: protein ubiquitination; interstrand cross-link repair. The record is from RefSeq and is a predicted model, not a curated record. The transcript has 15 exons.